This is a messenger RNA of Micropterus dolomieu (smallmouth bass), 1472 nucleotides long. RefSeq names its product rho-related GTP-binding protein RhoB-like. The record is from RefSeq and is a predicted model, not a curated record. The transcript has a single exon. NCBI's taxonomy places the organism in Eukaryota, Metazoa, Chordata, Actinopteri, Centrarchiformes, Centrarchidae. Gene Ontology annotation, biological process: small GTPase-mediated signal transduction. Gene Ontology annotation, molecular function: GTPase activity; GTP binding. The coding region runs from base 246 to 836 and encodes 196 amino acids.
UGUGAUCUCACCUUCCCAUUUCCGAUUGGAUCGCUAUAUUUAGGAAAGCACCCGUGCUUUAUAAAGAGAUCGCACUGGUUUCUGGUAAAGGUUCUGGAGUUUGGAGACGGGGUCGGCUUACGGGAAAAGUCUGUUGAGUCUCAUUUAGAGUAUGUGAGCAGCAGUGAGAGUGAGUACAACGACAUCAACUGUGUUUUUGGCUAGCCUACUACAUUUAAGCGAGAGCUAGGGGGAAAGGGGCAGGAAUGGCAGACAUACGGAAGAAACUAGUCGUGGUGGGGGACGGCGCAUGUGGGAAGACAUGUCUACUGAUUGUUUUCAGCAAAGACGAGUUUCCCGAGGUGUAUGUCCCGACUGUGUUUGAGACCUAUGUGGCGGACAUAGAAGUGGAAAACAAGCAAGUCCAGCUAGCUUUGUGGGACACAGCGGGGCAGGAGGACUACGACCGGCUGCGCCCUCUCUCUUAUCCGGACACUGAUGUCAUUCUGAUGUGCUUCUCCGUGGACAGCCCGGACUCGUUGGAAAACAUCCCUGAAAAGUGGAUCCCUGAAGUCAAACACUUCUGUCCGAAUGUGCCAAUUAUAUUAGUGGCCAACAAGAAAGAUCUGCGCAACGACGAGAACGUAAAGAACGAUCUGUCCCGGUUGAAGCUGGAGCCUGUGAAAACAGAGGAUGGCCGGGCCAUGGCCAUGCGCAUUGGCGCAUAUGACUAUUUGGAGUGCUCUGCCAAAACCAAGGAGGGGAUCUGGGAGGUUUUCGAAACCGCAACACGGGCAGCCUUACAAAAACGAAAAACUACAUCAAAAAGUUGUCUCAAAUGCUGUGUUUUGAUGUGAAUCGACCCCGUCUGGAAAACCGUGACGCACAGACUAGACGUUUCCACCGCUGGGAUCUGUGUCUGAGCAUGUAGGCUGUGGACAGUGACUAGUUUGGAUACUCCCUUGUGAUCAGACGACCUUCGUUAAACCAAAACGAAUUACUACAAACAAGUUGUUUUGAACACACUCGAUAAUCAAACCGGGUUUUGUGCGUGUAAUGCACUGGUUGCAGAAUCUUUGUGGGUCACAUAAACCCAGACUUGCAGGCGGAAACGGCAAACCGCUACAUUUCAAUGGACGCCUUAUUGAUAUCCUUCUAAAUGUAGAUAUGGCUUUUCCAAAGGACUGCUUUCAGCCAAUAUUUAAAUUGCUCACUUUUUUUGUGUUUCAAAGUGUUUGCAUAGGCUAUGGCCUUACUGCCAAGGUUAUACUUUGUAGCCUAAUAAGCAAAGCAGUAAAAAAUUGCACUGUUAUUUAUGUCCACUUUGUAUUGUAAAACAACUGUAUUAAGUUUGGGACUUUGCACAGCAUCUGAAUACUACAGUCAUUCACAGAAAGUGAAUUCAUAAAAAAGCCAGAGUCCAUGCAAGGAUGCCCAUCUUCUAAUGUUUUACGCCAUUUUGAAUAAACGCAUUAAGUUUACAUUCAAAACAA